Messenger RNA from Gilbertella persicaria, 3001 nucleotides. RefSeq lists its product as uncharacterized. Gene Ontology annotation, cellular component: cell tip; microtubule cytoskeleton. Gene Ontology annotation, biological process: establishment or maintenance of actin cytoskeleton polarity. The record is from RefSeq and is a predicted model, not a curated record. Gene Ontology annotation, molecular function: protein binding. The coding region runs from base 268 to 2847 and encodes 859 amino acids. The transcript is spliced from 5 exons. NCBI's taxonomy places the organism in Eukaryota, Fungi, Mucoromycota, Mucoromycetes, Mucorales, Choanephoraceae.
CCUGCAAUUCUCAAUUUAAGACAGUACUUUGAUUCUUUAUAUUGCAUAUCAAAUUUCUUCUCAAAAUCAGCAUAACUUGAUUUCUUUGAUUUGAAUUGUUUUCUUUAUCCACACAAGAUAUAAUCAAGUUUGUACUACUCUUUCAAAAUAAAUUGGUCCGACUUGAUGCUCGCGUCCAUGUUUCCUUUCUUUCUCUAUAUUAUUUAAGAGACAAGUCUUGUUCUAGUUAACACCCAUUCCAUUCUUUAUCCCCCUCCUCAUUUAAUCAUGCCUACUUCCACUAAAGAUAAUAGACGCCUCACAGGAUACCGAGGCAAUACAGACUAUCAACAAUCACUUUAUGACGAUGAUAUGGACGAUUACCAGCACUACCAUACAACAGGAGAUGACGACACCUAUGAAGAAUACGAUGAAGAUCUCGAUGAUGAUGACACUCAUGUGCAAGAUGAUCAAGAUGACACCGGGUCUGAGCUCAGUAUUCCUGAUUCAGAGAUUAAUUUCGAUAUGGUUUAUGCACUUCAUACGUUUGCUGCCACGGUAGAAGGCCAAGCUUCUGUUGUGCGUGGUGAUGCAUUGACUUUAUUGGAUGACAGUAAUUCUUAUUGGUGGCUUAUUAAGGUACUCAAGACAGCUGAAGUAGGCUAUAUUCCAGCUGAAAAUAUUGAGACACCUCAUGAAAGACUAGCUCGUUUAAACUCACAUCGCAAUAUAGAACUUACCAGAAAAGACAUUCAAGAUGCUUUUCCUGCACCACCUUCUAACAGUCCAAAAAAGACGAAGCGUGUAACACUUGCCAAAGGGGUUCAAUUUCAAUCUCAAAUCAUUUAUGGUUCAAGUGAUGAUGAAGAUGAUUAUUUUGAAGCCGAAUUUGAGCAAUGGGAUGAACGUAUGCGUUCUGAUGAAUCUGAUACAGACGAUAUGAUAUCUGAAGAUGAAAGCGAUGAUCCUUAUCGUUAUUAUGGAGAACAAGAUUUGGAUCAGCCUAUUGACAUGUACACUGCUAAUUACAGCCAAAUGAACAGUAAUCCUCUUGCUGUCCAGAAUGAUAUUCACCCAUACCAAAAUACCUUAUCAGAUGCUACUCCUAUUGAAGCUGAUUCAGACAUCAUUAAUGAUGCUCUGGAACCACCCGUGGAAGACGAAACAAUCAAGAUUUCACUUACACCUUCUAUCGCCCGUGGCUAUGAAGAAAGUCGUCGCAGUUCCGACAGUAGCAUUCAAAACAAACUCAAGAAGGCUGCUAAGCUUGAGAAACUACUCAAUGCUACUUCACCUGAGCCUCAACAAGAACGCAGAAACUCCAAAGAAAAGAAAGAAAAGUCAAGUAUUCGCAAAUUCUUUUCAAGAUCCAAUUCUAGCGGCAGUAGCAAAGAAAGCAAAAAGAGCAAGAAAAAUGCUCAAAAGAACCAAGACAACAAUACACUCGAAAGACAAAUAUCUGCUGAGACAGCUUCUAUCAGUUCCCAAUCUACUGGCAUGAUGUCUAUCGAACGUGAUCGUGUUGACAGCGUAGACUCUGACAACAUGAAUAUGCAACAGCCUAGUCGAUUAAAGAUCAAUGCAGGCAAUAUCACUGAUUUUGGCGACCUGCCUUAUAAACAUGCUUAUGUCUAUCCUUCUACUACAGCAAAUGAACUGAUUCAACAAGUCAUUCAACAGGAUCCUAAUCAAGAGCCUGAAGAAGAGGAAGCUUAUCAUGACUACCAUUUGAUUGUUCGUACCUUGGGUGGUGAUGAAUUCACCUUGGUUCCUUCUGACAAACCACUCGAGAUUUUUCAUUCGUUAACAGCUCAUUUAAAUACCCCUAUGCCCUCACUCAAGAAAGCCAGACGUAUUUCCGCGCUGAUGGGCAGUGAUAACACACAUAUUGGAGGACCCUCUAGCCAUGCUCCUACUACAGACGAAGAAGUCCAAUUCUAUCUCUAUUCAAAAACCAAACGCACAGAUGAUGGUGAAAUUCAAAUCAAGGUGUCCUUGUUUGAAGAAGAGAGAACCGACAAAUUAGUCAAGAUUGCCUCCCAUGUAUUGGUCAAGGAUGCUGUGCCCUUGUUGCUCGAAAAAUUCCAUAUUUUGAAUGGUAUUGUGAAUGGUAUGGACAUCAAUUCUUUACGCCUAGACGGUGAUGAUGAUGUGGUCAAGUAUAGCUUGGCUGUAAACAGAGAUGGUCAAGAGCAAUUGUUGGAUCUAAAUGAUAAAUUGCUUAAUGUGUUUGGAGAUCAAGUACCUCCUAUUCAUUAUAGACGCAAUAGUAACCCUGACAGAACAUCUAUUACAGCCAAUAUCAACCCACCUGAUAAAGGUGAAGUUUAUUUUAUUUUGAAAUGUGUUGAAAAACCAAAACCUAUUGCUGUUAUUCAACAAGAACUAGAAGAAAAUAUUCAAUACCAUGAUGCUCGUCCACAUCAUCGUCUUGUACGCCAAGAUACGCCUAUGCCUGUCCGAGAAGCUACACCUACAGGCGGAUUUCAAGAACCUCCUAUACCAUCAAGGGACAUUGCAGAAAGCCCAGAUAUGCUCACCAAGCCUGUACUCUCUAGUUCCCCUGAUUCUGAGCCUGAUAUUAUGUCUCAACUUGAUGAAGCCAUUGAUACCCUUACACCCACUACUGAUCAAAAGCGAUCUCGUCAUGAAGCUGCUGAAUCUAUGUUAUUCUGUAAUGAUUUUGGUAUGAAUGAUAUGAUGGUCAUUAUUCGUGGUGCUGCUCAAAAGAUAGAAGCACCCAGCAACAAAUAUUAUACCAUUCGAAGCGAAAUCAGUGAUGUCUUUAAAGAUUCUCAAACCAGAUUAGAGCAAUUAGAAAAAGAAUUGGAUCGAAUUAUGGCUGAAGCUGUCAAGGUACAUCAAUAGAUACAAAUUAAAGAGAUUGGAAUGUACAUAAAAAACAGGGAUAUUUGAUUCAAAGGAAUGAAGGAGCUAAGAUAUUUUCUUUCUCUCUCUCUCUCUUUCUUUUUUGUUUUUUAUUGAAUAAAUAUAGAAUAAAAAAAGGGAGGUUAAAAAACUA